Melanaphis sacchari is the source of this 2794-nucleotide messenger RNA. RefSeq names its product restriction of telomere capping protein 5. The record is from RefSeq and is a predicted model, not a curated record. NCBI's taxonomy places the organism in Eukaryota, Metazoa, Arthropoda, Insecta, Hemiptera, Aphididae. The coding region runs from base 858 to 2291 and encodes 477 amino acids. The transcript has 11 exons.
AUCGCGCUCGUACGCGAACACCCAACGGCUGCGACUUUGUGUCUCCUCGUCGCUCUCUCCUGCGCCGCCGCCGCGUCCCAUUUCGUAAAAAGAUUACCAACUCGGUUGAAACGUCAGCGCUGAGGCCAACCGCAGCGCUGCUGUUGCUUGUCUCCCGUCGAGUCCGCUCUCGCUCGGCGUUUUACCUGUAUUUACUAUGUUUUUUCUUUAUUAGUUUAUUAGUUAUUGCCAGUUUACCACUAUUGGCUCUCUAAUAAUAUCAUUAUUAUUGUUAUCAUUACCAUCUACUUGAAUCUUUUUUUUUUUUUUUUUACCCCGUUACGUCGACGUUCAAACGGCGCGUCCUUUUGUGUUCGUAAAUCGUGUUUAUUCCGAGUUCCGAUGGCGCACGUCAACAUCUAUACUACGUUUGGCGACGACGACGACAAUUAAUUCGUUCACGGCGUGGUGGUGCUAUUCGACGUCGAUUAUCCGAUAUCGGUUCGACAACGCCCGGCCGCGAUCCCCGAUCUUCACACAAUUUUUCCUCCCCGGAACGUGAGACGGACACGAUAGGCACUAUACACUUGUUAUACUUACCACCCCGCACAACAACAAUUAUGUUCAGCAAUAAACAUUUUUGAUAUCUGGUCUCCGUGGUGCUCGCUUGCAACUCGGACGGCCGUAAGUCCUUCUUUUCGUCGUUUUGAAAAUUUUAUUUAAUUUCAAUUUUUGUUCGUCUUUGAUUUUUAACUAGUUAGUAUCAUAAGUACGUGUGCAAAUAUUACUCAUACUCUUAGGUUUUUUUUUUUUUUUUUACUCUUUACAAAUUCAACUAAAACAUUAACAACACAAGUGUCAAUAUUUAAAAAUCAAAAAUGGGCAACCACAACAGUUUUAAUUUAAAUCACAAGGAACAGUUGCACUCUGCCAGGAUUAAUUCGCUCAACAAGGACCCAACACUCGGCAUGUUACCAAUGGAGAAACUUGGAAAGUUAUUGAUUCAAAAGAGUUUAGAAGAAGAUUCAAUUAAUGGAAUUGGCUGUGGUGUAUUUAAGCGAUACUUGUUUCCACAAUAUCCUGAAAUGGCUCGUAAACUUUUUGCAUAUCUGGUAACUUCAUCUGGUGGUCCUGCUUCUUCCCAUGUAAUUAGUUAUUCAAACUUUAAGACCCAAACUGAACGUUUGCUGAGUGUUUUGGCUGAUGACCGCCAAGUAUUGAUGUACGUCACGAUGUAUGCUGAUGGAAAAGAAGAAAUUGAUCAAGAACAAUUUCGAGAUCUACUCAUAGCUGUUUAUAAACUUGCAAUGGAUCAUUAUCCUGAAGGACCUCAGUCGUGUCGUUAUAUAUUUAAGACUAUUCAAGCCGUUGUUGAUUCUGCAUUUCAUAAAAAAUUAACACUAAAAGUGGGUUACUUGACCAACUGGAUACUUCAACAUUGCCCACGAUUAAUUGUCUUACUCCAUCGAUAUAUUGUUCAUAUCUUGUCCACUGGUUACAGAUCAGUUAUUGAAAAUAGUCCAUAUUCCAAACCAAAUGAAAACGAACCUAAUGAUCUCGAAUUAACAACUCCAGUUUUGGAACAAGAAAACUUGUUCACAGCCGAAAAGAAUCCAUUAUUGCCAUUGUCUCAAGUGUGGAUAUUAUCUACAACAUUACCACCAUUAUAUACUCAACCAAUUUUGCAUUCCAAACCAACACCAAAUUGUUUCAACACUCAAAACUUCUUAUCAAAAUUUUUGGACUUUUCUUGUCCAUCACAUUGGACACUAUUGUACAACAGCAAUCAACACGGUAUCGGAAGUAAUAGAUUUUUACACCAUGUACUGAGUUAUCGAGGGCCAACAUUAACGUUUUUGCGGGGUGAUGAAGGGGUCUUAUUUUGCAUGGGAGGUACAUCUGAAUGGCGGGAGUCACACCAAUACUGGGGUGGAGACGACAACAUAAUUUUACAAUUAUUACCCCAUUAUAAAGUAAUCAAUCGUGGUCCAAAAUCUAUGUAUUUAAACACAUCUAUACGUGGAUAUCCAAAGGGUAUUAGAGCCGGUAACGACCCAAGAAAACCAUCAAUUGAAGUUGAUGACUCAUUUCAACAUGUUACUCACUGUGGCAUACCGUACAAGUUAGAAAGUGUUGAAGUAUGGGGUUGUGGUUCACCAAAAAAUAGAGAAGUACAAUUGGAUAUAAAGAACUGGCAAAUUAAAGAGGCUGAGAAGAACCGAAAACUAAAGAUGACAUCUAAGGAAUGGUUAGAUCACCCUGAUAGAUACUUAUUAGAAUUGGCUGGACGUCAGACAUAUUCAACAUCAUAAACCAGUUUUCAUCACAAUAUUCUUUUCAGUCCUCACAUAAUGUUGUUUUUGUAUGUGUACAUAGAUAUUUUUUUAACUAUAUUUCAACUCGUGCUUUAAUUUCUCGACGUACUUACGGUUACAAGAGUAUUAUUUUAUCAGUAUUAACCGGAUACCAGAUAAAGUUUACUAUAAAUUAUAGAAAUUGACCAUAGUUUUCAAAAUAGAAAUACUAAAACAAAUAUUACAAAUGCAUUGAAUUAUUAGAAGUUUUAAAAGAGGAAACCCAUAGAUUAUCUAUAUAUAUAUAUAUUUUUAUAUUUUAACAGUUUAAUAAAUAAAUAGUCCAUAAUAGAUAAAUAAAAAAAAUUGUUUUGUGCACUGGUUCUGUUUGUGGUUGAAUUAAAUACAGAAAUCUUCAGUACUACACUUCAACCCAUCCCUAUCAACUAAAAUAAUUAAUCUAAUAAAAUGUGAGAUUUAUACAUAUCUGUUAUUUAAAAUGCAAUUUUUUUUUAAGUAAC